Messenger RNA from Letharia columbiana, 885 nucleotides. RefSeq lists its product as uncharacterized. The record is from RefSeq and is a predicted model, not a curated record. Lineage: Eukaryota; Fungi; Ascomycota; Lecanoromycetes; Lecanorales; Parmeliaceae. The coding region runs from base 1 to 885 and encodes 294 amino acids. The transcript is spliced from 5 exons.
AUGUCAGAGAAGGCAGAGUUCGAUUUAAUUUAUCAUGUGAGCGAGAGCGAGGACGAGGGGAACUGGCUUCGCAACUGCGCUAUGACUGGCGACGAUUCCUACGAUAUCGCUCAGUCGAGUAUGGUUUUGAUUAUUGGUCUCAUGAUAAAGUUAUUCAAGCACCAGCUUAUCGCGGCUAUUCGGAUGGUUUAUCAGGGGAAGGGUGAGUGUGAGGGGGGCUGGUGUGCCGGCGAGAUGGGGUUAGGCAGGCUCGGACUGACUUGGCCCAACAAGUCAGACUUUCUCACGCUGUUUGUCGCGUAUAUUGGAAUGUUCCUAGAUCAUAUCUGGGACUCUAUCGACAAGAGUAUUCGUGGCAGUGCCACAGCCGAUCGACAUAUACAACCAUCCAAAGGGCAUUCCAAGCAGCCAAAAGACGCCGCUUGUCCCGACCUUCACAGCUUCUGCUCCUCGGACAACUGGAAAGACCCGGAAGCAUUCACCCGCCUCCUGGCGGCAAUGGUGGCUGCCCAGGAUAUGAAGUCUUUCAAGAACAAUGCUGACUUUCAAUUUCCAGCUCGACUACCGCAAGAUCGCGUCCAUGUAGAGUACGGAAACGGCGCCACCUACGACUCAAUCGAAGGCCGCUUCAGCAUCAUCAAGAAGGAAGCAGUGGCCUUGAAAGCAGAAGUUGACUCCGGCGAGCGUCCCGAAGCUCCCGCCCGCGGCACCCUCUCCGCCACUGUCACGCCAAACAAGCCCAAGUCUACCGUCGGCACUCCCUCAAAGGAGAAGACCAUCGGCGGCCGCGUGGGGAAGAGCAAUAGGACUCCCACCAAGAAGCGCGGUAAGGGGAUCAAGGAGGAGCCGCAGAGCGGGUAUGGUUUCAUUCGAAUCGUCUUUUGA